This is a messenger RNA of Anopheles coustani, 3469 nucleotides long. RefSeq names its product probable serine/threonine-protein kinase fhkB. The coding region runs from base 383 to 2857 and encodes 824 amino acids. The transcript has 3 exons. The record is from RefSeq and is a predicted model, not a curated record. NCBI's taxonomy places the organism in Eukaryota, Metazoa, Arthropoda, Insecta, Diptera, Culicidae.
GUAAAAAGCAAAUCGAUUGUGAUGUUAUUGUUCAUUGGACAACCAGGGACACAGUUUUCCAUUUAGGAUAUCCAUUUAGUAUAAUUGCGGUACAAGAAAUCAUUUCGUACAAGUACGGUUUGUGCCAUGUUGGAUAGAAAGCACAAUGCUGUGACCAGAGGAAUAAGGUAAACAAAUGCGCAUUUACGAUGCGUAUUUGAUGGUUGUAAGCGAGAUCAGAAGAGACAAUCGUAAAACAUUCGUUUCGACCUGUACCAAUCUUUGCCGAAUCAGCAAAGAACGCUCUAUGUUUGAUGGACGCAUCUUGCCCAGUCACACCUGCUCGGACCUGUUUUCAUAGUGCAAUAUCAACGCAACAUCGUCGUGGGAUUGUUCGAACAGAAUGAAUGCACCGUAUCCGCCACCAAACACCUGCUACACGGACAUUAAGCAGGGCAUUCUAUCGUACACCUUGCCCAUACGUACCGAGAUUAGCGAUAUUCCUGGGCCACCCAUAAGCCUACUGCCCGUGGCGGAAAAAUCCCCGCCGAGCCAGAACAGGAAGAAGCGCCGGGCGUACGUAAACGAAAGCGAGGAAGCUCGCGCCAGAAGGCUGGCUAGAAACGCAGAAAGGAUGCGCCAGAAGCGUGCCACCGAGACGGAGGAAGAGUAUCGCCGCAGGUUGGCGAAAAAUGCCGAAAGCAACCGACGGAAGCGUCAAAAUGAGACUGACCUGGAACGUACCAUACGGCACGCACGCAGUGCUGCCCGAGAGCGUCUACGACGGGCGAUGGAAACACCGGAGCAGCGCGCGGUGCGAUUGGCAAAGCUGGCCGAGAGGAUGCGUGUCUCGCGGGCAAACGAAACACCGGAUCAGCGAGCAAUGCGGUUGGCAAAAAACGCGGCGAAAGCAAAGGAACGUUUGUUGAAGGAAUCACCAGAGCAGUGGAUAGAACGGAAGCGGAAGAAGGCUGAAUACGCACGGCGAAAGCGAAGCGGAGGCCCGUUGAGCAGCUCCGCCGGAAGUAGUAGUAGUAAUGAUGCCGCUGUGCACAGUGCACUUACAUCACCUGAACUUUCAUUCAGCCAGGUGUCGAGUAGUCACAGUUAUGUGCCGGAUCUUGGCCAUUCGUCUUUGUCGGUAGCAGGUACGGCAACGCCACCGGAUGUUAAAGAUAUCAAGCUAAUAGCAUCUCCCAAAGGCCAGCAGGAUCCCCAGGCACAGCUUCCCGAACAAAUCUACAGCACUCCGCAACUCUCUUUCAUGACGACGGAGUUAAAACCACCGGAAUACUUACACAGCGUCCAGCAUCCGGUGACUACAUUGCAAUCAGAUCUUUCAUGCCCUAGCAAUUUGUACAAGUUUCACAUUUUACCCUAUUCUAUUCCGCCUGGUGCAGUUUCGGUUCCAUCGAGCACUAGCGGUCUGCAACACCCCGGCCACACCGACUAUAAAAGUAAAUGUGUUUCUACCACCCAAUACCGAACUUACUCCUCUGACGAUUGCGAACAUCGGUAUGUUAGAGGAGUAACGCAUCGAAAUAUGAAUGGAUUUUUCCAAAUAAAUACAUACUACAAUGAGUUUAAGCAAGAACCUGGUGCUGCAUAUGCACCAGCACCGAUCCAACAGCCGAGCCAGCAGCAGCAGCAGCAGCAGCAGCAACAACAACAGCAGCAGCAACAACAGGAACGUCUCGUCGGGCGUGUGGUCAUCGAGCAGCCGCCUGUGAGCCAGCAGGGCAAACCAGAAACAUCAGCUAAAAAUCAACAGCGGUUUUUGCACGAAAGUGAAGAGGCCCGAGCGAAACGAUUGGCCCGCAACGCUGAACGGAUGCGCCAGAAGCGUGCCGCCGAAACCGAAGAGCAAAGCCGCAAGCGCAUGGCCGAGAACGCGGAGCGUAUGCGAAGAAAAAGAGCCUCCGAAUCAGAAGAAGAGUAUCGAACCAGGAUGGAGCGAAAUGCGGCGUUCAAAAUGACCGAGGAGUAUAGGCGCCGGUUGGCAGAAAACGCAGAACGCAAUCGGAGGCGCCGACAGAACGAAAGUGAGCUAGAGAAAAGCAUAAGGCGGGCCCGAAGCGCCGCCCGGGAACGACUGCGAAGGGCAAUGGAAACGCCGGAACAGCGUGCACUACGGCUGGCAAAGCUCGCCGAAAGGAUGCGCAUGACCCGUGAACGGCUUUGGAGGGAGAUCGAAACACCAGAACAGCGGGCAGAACGUUUGGCGAAGCUUGCGGAACGGAUGCGCAUAGCACGAGCGAACGAAACACCGGAACAGCGUGCGAUUCGGUUGGCCAAGAAUGCCGCACGUGCCCGGCAACGUUUUCUCAACGAAUCUCCAGAGCAGUGGAUAGAAAGGAAGCGUAAAAAGGCAGAGUAUGCCCGGCAGAAACGAGCCGCAGCAGCUGCUCUCGGAGCCAAUGGGGCACCAUCCGCAACCAGCACAACGUCCCAGAAUCCGGGCAUCAUGCAACAGCACCAGCAACCAUCGAUGGACUCAUGCACUUUCCCAGGCCAGGCCCCAGCAACGUUGCCAGAAACGAUACUGCACACAACGAUCCCGCUUGCCACGGGAAGCACUUCGAAUUCAGCUCCUGCAUCGACUUAUGUAAUGAACGUAAAGGAUGGUAGUAAGCUUGCGAUUUCGACAAAAACUGAACAAACUGCAUCAUUGCAGCUACACUCGGAACAAGUGUACCCCCCGCCACAGGUAUUAUUUAGUGGCGUUGAAUUUAAACCUCACGAGCUGCUGAACGGACAACAUUUAGCCAUGCAAACGGACCCAAAUUGUCCCAGUAAUCUGUACAAGCUGCACCUUUUACCGUAUCCAUUCGGUUCGUCUGCUUCUGGAGACCAGUCCACAAAUUACAAAAAUAAGUAGAAACAAAAAAAUGUCCCUGGCUAUCGAGAACAUUUUAUCGGUGCAAUCUGAUCUUAAAAGUAGGGCAUUAUGAAAGCUAUUCCUUCGUAGUUGAAAGCAGGCGCAGAAGGCAAUCCAGCAUGGUUCCACAUUCUUUUCAUUCAAGAUAUUGUGUAAAUUGUAAUUUACUGUGUGGAGUGAAUUUUUCAUUGCGUAAUUUUGUGCAUUAUUGUUGCGUUGCUUCUACUCCCAGAUUAGUAGGUUCGAAUUUUCUCUUACUGCAUUGGCUAAUUACAUUUUGUAAUGUAUUUUACGUAUGAAAUAAUUUAAAUUCAGUGUUUUUCUUUCGUUUCCGUCCUAAGAUCAUUGGAAGAUUGUUUCAUCUUGGUUUUAUUCUAAAUUACUUUAAAAUGAUGACCGUACGUAGACAUUUACAUCAAGGAUGCUGAUAAUUUGAAUCAAAUACCAGCUAUUGGUAAAUCAAUUUUCCAUCGGGUCAUACAAAAGUGGAAGUCGUUAAGAUUUUCUUAAUCAUAAAAAUAAUGCGAGAUUUAUCAAUAUUCUUUCAUCGAUAAGUUCUAAGGGCUAAGAUUCGUAAUAAAAAAAUUAGAAUUCGUCACAUUUAUAAGUAGA